Molecule: messenger RNA, 4868 nt
Organism: Tympanuchus pallidicinctus (lesser prairie-chicken)
Lineage: Eukaryota; Metazoa; Chordata; Aves; Galliformes; Phasianidae
Exons: 14
Coding region: 354-3548 (1064 amino acids)
Source: RefSeq, a predicted model, not a curated record
GGGGCCGCGUGAGGUGACACCCUUGUUCAGAGGGACAUCGCCCGUCGGAGCCGCUCCGGGCCGCAGCGCAGCCGCCCCGCCCCCCGGUGCUGCCCCGAUGGCGGCGGCGGUGCGUCCGGGCAGCCAGCGGCGGAGCUGAGCUGGGAAAUCCUUGUUCAAACCAUCCUCUUCUCAGUUGUAUUUUUGUGGGACCGCUGCUUUGCUCACUCCCUGGAGAAGUGCCUCUUGCAUCCAGGGCUCUCAUCCUGGUGCCCUGUGGUGGCCCAUCAGCAGCGUCCCUCUGUGCUGCUCUGGCUGUCAGAAGGACAGUUUUCUCCUCUAGGUCAGCACUGAAGCAAAUCCCGGCUAUCAUCAUGGGAGCUGUCUGGCUGGUUGGACUGAUGGGGCUUAUGUACAUCUGGUUUCCCAAAGUUUCUGCCCAGAGUCCCAUAAAAAGCCCCAGGGACCAGAAAACAGAGCACACCCUCUUGAUCAAUGAAAUCAACGCUGACACCCCAGGAGAGGACACUUCUGAGUUUGUGGAGCUCUAUCACACCAGUGGUCAAACAGCCCCUUUGGAUGGCUACUACCUGGUUUUCUACAAUGGCAAUGGAAACCAAGCCUACAAAGUUCUGAACCUCCAAGGCAAGGCUACUAACAGCCGAGGGUUCUUCCUUGUUGGCUCUGCCUCUGUGAAGCCAGCAAUAGUUAUUCCUAAGAACACCAUCCAGAACGGCCCUGACGCCAUCGCUGUGUAUUAUGGAAAAGGGAGCUACAAGGAAGGCAUGAGCGUCACAGGUAAAGGACUGGUGGAUGCCUUGGUGCAUAAGACGAAGAAGACAGACAGAGCAGAUACGCUGCUGGGGGUGCUGACCCCCGGCAGAGAUGCUUUGCUGGAGGACUCCACCUUCAGGUCUAUGGACGAGUCAAUCGAAAGGUGCCUUGGGGCGGACGCUCAGUGGUUCUUCCAGGUGGCCGUGCCGAGCCCAGGCACAGAUAACCACUGCGUCCUCACUCCUCAGCUGAACGCAUCCGCCGUCCUGAUCAGUGAGGUCCACGUUGCCUCUUCUUUGGAAGAUUCUGAGUUCAUCGAGCUCCAGGGUCCCCACUCCACCGUGCUGAGGGACGUCGUCCUGGUGCUGAUUGAUGGUCGGACCAAAGACAUUUAUUUCACUAUGGAUGUUUAUGGCAAGACUUCAUUGGAUGGGCUUCUCCUGAUUGGCCCGGCACAAAGUGAAAUCUCGGUGGACUUGGCAUUCCCAGAGAACUCCACUCAUCCUGUCCUCAGGGAUGGCCCCAAUGCCAUUGCUCUCUACAGAGGCAACAGCAGCAGCUUUGCUCCAGGGAAAGCAGUGACAACAGCUGGCCUGCUGGAUGCUUUCGUCUAUACGAGCACUGAGGGACCGAGCCCUGAGCUGCUGGACACCCUGACACCAGGCAGACCUGCCUAUAGGAGCGUGAGGCACCAGCUUGGAGAUGUGUCCAUGAGCCAGUGCAACUGCUGCUCAGUGACUCGUGACUCCUUGUCCUAUAUCCUCAGCAGACCCACCCCUGGCACAUUCAAUGAUUGCCCCAGCAGACGCUUCAGUCAGACUGUUUCCUUCUGCCUUCGUGUAGCAGAAUGCCAGGAGUGGCUCCCAAAGUCAGAAGAGAUCCUGGUGACUCUGGUGCAGGCCCUUGACAGAUCCUGCAGUUGUGGAGUUUUUCCAGCCUACUUCAAAGAUCUAAAGGCAGCCUGCCAGGACCAGGGGCUUGUGUUCACCACCCUGCUCACUGCAAAGUCAGAAGCCCAGCUGAGCAGCCUGCUGCUUGCCUUCCAGACCUUCCUGGAGAGCCCCAGGGCUGUGAGUUUUGACGAAAGGAAUAUCACAGCAGAAAGCUCCUGCUUCAAGGAUAUUCCUGUGCCAGACUUGACCCCAGGCGCCCCAUCAGCGAUACCAAAAGGAACAGCAGAGCCCUCGAGACAAGCAGGCAAACUACUUAUCAACGAGGUGAACCCAGACAACCCAGGGGGAAAAGAAGACACGGAGUACAUUGAACUCUUCUACACUGGACAAACAUCCUUUGACCUCCAGGGAUACUGGUUGGUCCUCUACAAUGGCAAGACAGGACGGGCCUACCGGGUGCUGGAGCUGUCUGGACACCGCACAGACAGUCUGGGUUUCUUCCUGGUGGGAAGCAGCGCUGUGCGCCCGGCACCCAUGGUCAGGCUGCCCCCAAACACCAUCCAGAAUGGGGCUGAUGCUGUGGCUCUCUACUACAGCAGCAGCGCGCGCUACGUGCUGAACAUGGCUGUGACUGCCAAGGGGCUGGUGGACGCCGUGGUGUACACAUCCCGAGGGCCAGAGAAGGCAGAGCAGCUGCUCAAGGUGCUGGUGCCAGGGCAGGGCAUCCUGUAUGAAAAUGACUCACACAGCACAGAGGAUGAGUCCCUGAGCCGCUGCCACAGCCUGAGUGCUAGACAGCAGAGCAGCUUCCAGGUGACUGUGAUGACACCGCUCAAGGAGAAUGCCUGCAGCAGCCCCUCUGCACCAUCCACAGCCACCAUCCGCAUCAACGAGCUGGGCAUGGCGGGCGGUGGAACCGUCCACUUCGUGGAGCUGGAAGGGCAGCCAGGGGCCAGCCUAGCUGGGCUCAGCCUGCUUGUCUUCAAGGGCCAGGAGGGCAAAGUGCAACGCAGCAUCACACUGAGAGGCAGCAUUGGGGCAUCAGGGCUGCUACUGCUGGGCAGUGAGCACGGUGGGACGGAGUUGGCAUUUGAGGACAUCUCUGCUGCUAGUGAAGGCAUCAGCGCUAUUGCUCUGUACAGCACCAGUUUGGUUCCUGGUGGCAUGAAGGCAACAUCAGAGAACCUAGUGGAUGCUGUGGUGUUCACGUGCGGGCCGAGCACAGUGGGAGGACACCUGGACAUUCUUGGCCCGCUGUAUGCUGUGCCCUGCGGUUAUGACAGGUCCGUGUCCUUGAGCCGCUGCCCCUCCAGUGAUGCCAGCACAGAGCUGCAGUUUGCCAUCUCGGAGCCAACCCCUGGUCUGCAGAACAGCUGUCCUCAGGGCACCUUUGCCGUGGGUCUGGACCUGUGCUUCCUGAUACCCAAUUGCUCUGUGUGGAUCCUGAACCAUGAGAGGAUGCUGGAAAGCUUGAGGAAGGCCUUGGUGAGCUCUCUGGAGGAGAAAUGCUCCUGUGGAGUCUCUGAGCUCUACCUGCAAGAGCUGAACCUGACGUGUGUAGACUCUGUGGUGAAGAUCUCAGGUCGGAUGCAUGUUCCACUGCCAGAGCAGCAGCAGCCCGUGGAGAGCUGGCGCAAGGACCUCCUGGCCAGUCCCCACCGUUUUUCUGUGGAUGGAAGAGAGUUGGAAACCAGCCUCGAGUGUACGGCCCAAAGAAGCACGCCGGUGUCAUCGCAGAGCAGUUCCUCCCUCCACAGCUGGGAGAUCGCCCUGUUUGUCGUGGGAGCUCUGCUGCUCGCGCUCUUGCUGGUGGGCCUGGCGUUGCACUUCAUCAAAAGACGUUUCCAAAAUUACACCAACAUUGAAUUGAACGACUGCACUGAGAUGGCAGCAGACUUCUAAUGCUCCCAGGUACACCUACAGUGGCACAGCCACCACCACCAAGGCCAGGCUUGUGUCUGCAGGUGGCAGACAAGCUGUCCAGCUCCCUCUUCCUCCAGGACCUGCAAAAUCCCAUGUGUGCAAAAUCCCAUAUGAAUAUGUGGGUACAUAUACAGGUGUAUACACACACACACAUACAUACACAACAUGCCUGAACUAUUUUUACACUUCUAAUUUUUUACCUCAAACUAAAGGAGUUGAAAGAAACAAGCAAAUUUUGUGCUGUGAUGACCAGAAGGAAACCCCCUUGGCUCAUGCACAGCCCUACAGCAGUGAAAGUCUUUCAGCCUCCCCUGAUCCCCUCUUGUCCAGGCAAGGGAGUUCAGAGCAUCAUGCCUCUGAAACCCAUGCUGUAGCAGUUCUGUAGCACCAACAGCUGGGGCCACCAGACUUUCUCUGCAGAUAAUCCAUGUAGCCUUUAGGCAGCAGCCACAGACUCUGAAGCAUAAGCUUCAUGACUUUGUCCUCCUGUGGUGCCAGCUCACCCUGCUGUCAGUGCAGCCGUGCUAGAACACCCUGCCUUCACGAAAGGUCAGAGGAACUCCAUCCUGAACUGGCACUGUGGGUGAGGGCUUAGCCGUGCUGCUGAAUGGAUGCAGGGCUGGUUGGUUGGCACAGCAUCAUGGUUCAUGUGGAGCUGAGCUGCUGCAGCAUCAUCAGCAUUUCCUGCUGGAGCCGCUGCUGAUAUUCCUGCUGGUGCUCCAGGUGGCACUGCCUCUCCAGCUCUGUGUGCGGUGCCUGCCUCAGCUCCUGGAUCUCCGUGUGCAGCAUUCAGCUACUCAGCAAUGGCAUGGGAGUCAGGAGCAGCAGGAAGUGCUGCUCCACCUCAAGAGGGAUCUUAAUUUCUAGGGCUUGUGGGAUUGGGCAGGGCAGUCUGAGCGCUGGCAUCUUUGACCUGAAACAGCAGGAGGCAUGAGAGAAGUGAAAAAUCACCAGCUGCUCCUUCAGUGAGGUCUGGCACUUUCUUCCCCCAUGCUUCUCCCAGCCUGGUCUGGACCAAGAUACAGCAGGGCACCAUGCAGGACUACUCCUGUAGGCACCACAGUGCCUGCUCCAGCUGGAGCUAACAGGUCCUCUGGAACCUGCUCUGUCACCCAGCAUCCUGCCUUUUCUGCUGAAGAGCCCUGUCUAGAAGCAUUGUCUUUACCACCAGGGGUGAGCUCCUGGCAGGGGGCACAACCAGCCUCACCAAGAUGGGUGGCAUCUCUAUGGGGGCAGCUUGGUCCCUAGUGUCAGCAGCUCUGUGGAGCCGUGGGGGCAUUGUCACCUGCAAGGGGCAGA